CCAUCUCUCUCACUCGCUACCAUCAGCUUCUGCAGGGUUUAGACACAGGCAUAGACACCUAAAGCUGGGUUGACUAGUAAUGGGCAUUAUAAGCCGCAAUUAUGCGCAUCUCACAUGGCUAGAGCUGGAAGCAUGAGGCUUUACAGGUGAAAUCUGAGACAUGCGCCAUGCCGGGUCGACAGUCAACCAGGCUAAAAGCGGGUCAAAGUUCUCAGGUUCAGACCCGAAUGGUCGCAGUGAAUAGCAAAGAAAGAUCUGAGAUAACACCGCGGUCUAGAUCGUACGAGAACAAUAUCACAAGGGAAGACGGCUAUAGCAGCUGAAGAUGAGAAGCGGCUUUUGAACAGGACCCCCACGUCAAUUGCCGAUGGUAAAUGUCAAUUGCCAGGAAGUUCGUCAGGAGCUUGAUCAUAGCGGCGUUUUUACGGUUUUCAGGGCGUCUUCAGCGCAGUCGCACUAAUUCCGCUCAAGUGACGGGGCAUGACAUGGCAGUCAUUCAACGUCGCCUCUGUCUGUCGGAACCAUUGUCAAUGCUGCAAUACAAGAUCCAAUUCUCAAUAAUUCCGCGAUCUAUACCCAAUUGCCGAACCAGAUCAGAUGCAAACAACCCAGAUCUUCCCCCACACAAAACCUCCUUGCCAUGCACAUUCACUCAGGUUGACAGUCAACCACACCGCGGUACACUUCCGGCCACAUUCCCCAUAUCUUCUCCGCAUCUUCAACCCCCACGUGCCAAUAAUGACGUUGAUCCUCAGAGCCAAAACCGCCAUCCGCUAAGCUGAUCUUGGCCUCGGCAAUACGAACCGCCAAUAAUUGCACGAACAAGCAAGGUUUCGACCAUGACUCGCCAUUCCAUGGAAAACAACGGCCUUGGAGAGUAACGAUCGACCAUGUGAAAUUUCACCGCUCGUCACUGAGGAUCUAACCCCGCUGCCUGUCCACAAAUCCCCAGAUUCUCGCUCUUCCCCAGACUCGCGUGGGGGGAGCCAAGUCCAAGACCAGCCUUUAAACUUUAUGUCAUACACUAACGGUCUUCCUGUCGACCGGUGAAUAGCUAAAGGAUAAGAAGGCCAUUGUUUCUUCUCAAUUUGAGAUCUGCGUUCCCUCAUCCAUACAUCACUCCCUCAUUACAAUUAGCGGAGUUCAACACAAUGUCUACUUUCAAGGGUGACGAUGCUCCCUCUCAACAACACGCCGAAGACGUUGAGUCUCAGAUCGCCAAACCGGAUCUUCAUCCUCAAAAUGGCGACGCUGUCGCUCAGAUGAUUGGUGCUCAGCACAUUGAAGUUACCGAAGAAGACAACAAACGUCUCCGCCGAAAAACCGACAAACAUGUCCUCUCCAUCCUCGUCUGGGUCUACUUCCUCCAAAUCCUCGAUAAGUCCGUCCUCGGCUACGGCGCAGUAUGGGGCAUGCGCGAAGACACAAACCUCAGCGGGAACGAAUACUCCAUGGUCUCCUCCAUGGCGCCCAUCGCACAACUCGUCUGGCUCCCUUUCUCUUCAUGGCUGAUGGUCAAGAUUCCUCAUCGAAUUUUUAUGGCUAGUCUUGUGUUUGGUUGGGGUGCUGCGCAGACGUGCAUGGCGGCUUGUACUACCUACCAGGGCCUUCUUGCGACGCGUUUCUUGCUGGGCUUGUUUGAGGCUGCGUGCUUGCCGCUGUUUUCGGUCAUUACGUCGCAGUGGUAUAGACGUGCUGAGCAGCCGAUGCGGGUUGCUUGUUGGUAUGGAACUAAUGGUCUUGCGAAUAUGUUUGCUGCUGCGCUAUCCUUUGGCUUGGGCCAGAUUAACGGCUCGCUUGCAUCGUGGCGCAUCCUCUUCCUCUUUGCGGGUCUCAUCACCGUUAUCACAGCACCAGUUGUUUACUGGGCUCUCGACAACGACAUUCCAUCUGCGCGCUUCUUAACCGAGCACGAGAAGCUUCAGACUAUCGAACGACUUCGCGCCAAUCAGACUGGUACUGGAAGUCGCAACUUCAUCUGGAAGCAAGCUUUCGAGGCCCUCAUUGAACCUAAGACAUGGCUCUUCAUCAGCAUGGCUUUGUGUCUCAAUGUCACUGCCGCUGUCACCAACACUUUUGGUCCUAUCAUUGUUGGCGGCUUCGGCUUCGACAAGGGCGUUACAUCGCUUCUCAACAUUCCCUUCGGCGCUGUACAACUCCUCGUCAUCUUCCCCGCUUCAUACCUCGCACAUCGAUACCGCGUCAAGUCCGUCUUCCUCAUCGCCGUCAUGCUUCCCGUCCUCGCAGGAGCAGUCAUGCUUCACCAACUCAACCGCGAUCACGUUGCUCCUCUCCUAGCAGCAUACUACAUGCUCGCUUUCCUCUUCGGCGGCAAUCCCCUUAUCGUAUCGUGGAUGAUCUCCAACAUUGCUGGUACCACCAAGAAGUCGGUCAUCAUGUCGCUGUACAACAUUGGUGUUUCAGCAGGUAACAUCAUCGGACCUUUGCUCUUCAGCUCCAAGGAUGCGCCGUACUACAAGCCUGGUCUUACGAAGACCAUGGGUAUUACUGGUGCUUUGAUUGGUGUUAUUCUUUUGCAGUUGGCCAAUCUCAUGUUCUUGAAUAAGAUGCAGGAGAGGAAGAGAGUCAAGAAUGGUAAGCCUGCUAAGAUUAGGGAUUUGAGUAUGGAGCAUCACUAUGUGGCGAAUGCUCAGGAUAACGAUGAGGAUGGUUUGGGACAGAAUGCCUUCAUGGAUCUCACUGAUUCCAAGAACGACGAGUUUGUCUAUGUCUACUGAGUGUUGUCGCAAGAUAUUUAAUCAGAUAGGAGUCAUUAAGAUAGCGCUUUGGUUCUUAAUUUAUUUGUUGAUCAAUUCAUUUUUCACUCUAUGAACCCAAA
This is a messenger RNA of Fusarium odoratissimum NRRL 54006, 2839 nucleotides long. RefSeq lists its product as uncharacterized. Gene Ontology annotation, cellular component: membrane. The coding region runs from base 1152 to 2738 and encodes 528 amino acids. Gene Ontology annotation, molecular function: transmembrane transporter activity. The record is from RefSeq and is a predicted model, not a curated record. NCBI's taxonomy places the organism in Eukaryota, Fungi, Ascomycota, Sordariomycetes, Hypocreales, Nectriaceae. Gene Ontology annotation, biological process: transmembrane transport. The transcript has 2 exons.